AUAUUCAUGAGCGUGAUGUCAGACGGGGAGCACAGCGCUCGGUGACCGCCCGAGAGCGCCAUUUCCUGAAGGAGAAGGCGGCGGUGGCGGCGGCUCAGGAGGGACUGACGGACGGACAGACACACACACGGACGGGUCCGCGGCGGCUGCGCGCCGGCAGGGGGAGACCGUCCAGCGGCCGGCCCGGCCCCGACCCGCCCGCCCGCCCCGCGGCUGGGCCUCGCCCGCUCGCCCCGGCCGGAGCGGCAGACAGAAGUUUGAGCGUCCCCGCAGGCUCCCGGGAGCAGUGCGGUGGCGGACGGCGACGCGGAGCUGCCGUAGCCGCUGUCGCCGCCGCCCGCGCUGGCAGCGGGAGCCCCCCGCGGCGCCGGCAGCAGCGGGGACGAUGGUGGUGCGGGAGCGACGGAGCUGAAGCGGAGCAUGGCGAUCCCGCGGCUCCUCUUGCUGGGACUGUGGGCUGCGGCGCUCCGGGACGUGGCCAUCGUGGCAGGUAUGAAAUUUACAGGACCUCCAAUCAAAUUAAAGGUGUCCCAGGGUCAACCUGUGAAACUAAAUUGCAGCCUGGAGGGAAUGGAAGACCCCGAGAUGUUGUGGAUGAAGGACGGAACAGUGGUGCAAAGCGUAGACCAGGUGUACAUUCCAGUGGAUGAACAGCACUGGAUCGGCUUCCUCAGCUUGAAAUCCGUCGAGCGGACAGAUUCUGGGAAGUACUGGUGCCAGGUUGAGCACGGGGGGAAGAAGGAAGAAUCACAGCAAGUGUGGCUCAUAGUGGAAGGUGUGCCCUACUUUACUGUGGAACCUGAGGAUGUGUCCGUGUCCCCUAAUGUCCCAUUUCAUAUGGCCUGUGCUGCUGUUGGUCCCCCUGAACCAGUGACAAUUGUCUGGUGGAUGGGAGAUUCUAGAGUGGGGCUUCCAGACAUCUCCCCCUCCAUCUUAAAUGUGUCAGGUAUUAAUCAAAGCACAGUUUUCUCCUGCGAAGCUCACAACGUAAAGGGAUUGUCUUCAUCUCGGACAGCCACUGUUCAAAUUAAAGCCAUGCCUCUGCCGCCUCUCAACUUAACUGUAAGCCAAGUCACCAGCAGCAAUGCCAGCGUGGUCUGGGUGCCAGGGUUUGACGGCAGGGCACCCCUCCAUUCAUGCACUCUGCAGGUGGCUGAGUCCCCGGACGGCCAGGACGUCACCACUGAAGUCACCCCAGUGCCACCCUUUGCCUACAGUGUGCAAGGCCUGAAGCAUUCCACCAACUACAGUGUCCGUGUGCAGUGCAGCAAUGAGAUGGGCAGCUCCCCCUUCACUGACAGGGUUUAUUUCCAGACCCUGGAGCUUGCUCCAAGCAGCACCCCACAAAACAUCCAUGUUAUCCAAAGAGAUCCUGGUCUGAUUUUGGAGUGGGAAGGUGUGGCACCAGAGGUGCUGAAAGAAAAUGUCCUGGGAUACAGGCUGGAGUGGAUUCAGGAUAAUGUAACUCAGGGGGAAAUGGUCGUACAGGAUACAAAAGCUAAUCUCACAACGUGGAAUCCUCUCAAAGACCUGAUCAUCAGGGUGUGUGUGCUGAACUCUGCAGGAUGCGGGCCCUGGAGUGACCUCUUCCUGCUUGAAGCCCAGGAGGUCAUGGGUGGCCAGAGACAACCUCCUUAUGGGACAUCCUGGGUUCCUGUGGCACUGGGCAUUCUCACAGCUCUGGUCACAGCUGUGGCCUUGGCUCUCAUUCUCCUUCGAAAAAGAAGAAAGGAAACUCGGUUUGGCCAUGCCUUUGGCAGUGUGGUUGGCAGAGGGGAUCCUGCAGUCCAUUUCAGAGCUGCCAGGUCUUUCAACAGGGAGGGCCCAGAGCUCAUAGAGGCAACACUGGAGAGUGUAGGGAUCAGUGAUGAGCUGAAGACAAAGCUCAAAGAUGUCCUAAUCCAGGAGCAGCAGUUCACCUUGGGAAGAAUGUUGGGCAAAGGGGAGUUUGGGUCGGUUCGAGAGGCGCUACUGAAGCUCGAUGAUGGCUCUUUCCAGAAAGUGGCAGUGAAGAUGCUGAAAGCUGACAUCUUCACCUCGACCGACAUUGAGGAGUUCCUGCGAGAGGCUGCGUGCAUGAAGGAGUUUGACCACCCACACGUCACCAAACUCAUUGGAGUCAGCCUCCGGAGCCGUCCCAAGGGCCGCCUCCCCAUUCCCAUGGUGAUCCUUCCCUUCAUGAAGCACGGGGACCUGCACGCCUUCCUGCUGAUGUCCCGCCUUGGGGAACACCCUUUUAACUUGCCUGUUCAGACACUCCUGAAGUUCAUGAUUGACAUUGCCAGUGGGAUGGAGUACCUGAGCUCCAAAAACUUCAUACACAGGGACCUGGCAGCUCGCAACUGCAUGUUGGAUGAGAACAUGAACGUGAGUGUUGCAGACUUCGGGCUUUCGAAGAAGAUCUACAGCGGGGAUUACUACCGUCAGGGCUGUGCCUCCAAGCUGCCAGUGAAGUGGCUUGCUCUGGAAAGUCUGGCAGAUAAUCUGUACACAACACACAGUGAUGUGUGGGCCUUUGGGGUGACCAUGUGGGAGAUUGUGACCAGAGGACAAACCCCUUAUGCUGGCAUUGAGAAUGCAGAAAUCUACAACUACCUCAUCAGUGGGAACAGGCUGAAGCAGCCGCCCGAGUGCCUGGAAGAUGUCUACGAUCUCAUGUGCAGAUGUUGGCACCCUGAGCCCAAGCUACGCCCCAGCUUCGGAGUGCUCCGCUCUCAGCUGGAAAUGAUUCGGGGCAGGAUGUCCACACUCUCUUCCAGCCAAGAUCCUCUCUAUGUCAACAUUGGGAAGGACAAAGAGGUGUCUGGGAGUGAGCCUGCCCUGCACUCCCCGUUGGGAGCCACGGACGCUGACGAGAGCGUCGCUGGGGCAGCCGCCGCUGUCACGAGUGACUAUCGCUACAUCAUGAGCCCCUUGUGCCUUGGAGACGAUGCCGAGGGUGAACGGCACCCAGAUGGGCAGGAAGGGGAGGACAAAAGCCUUCUGUGUGAGCUGGAGGCUGCAGGAGAGAGGAGCUGUUAGCCUGUACAUAGCAGUGCCACUCCGCUUCCCCAGGCUGGGGCACGCGCCGGGUCUGCAACGGCUUCGAGAGCUCUGGGGCAGCUUCUGUGGCUUUCACCCCGUGGGUGGGCUGCAGUGGUGGGGCAGCCUGGGAGGGCUGCAGCCCCGUGGCCUUGAGGGAGGGGGGCAGCAGGGUCACAGGCUGACGGUGUCCCGUUGAAAGCCGGGGCAGGCGGAGUCUCUGCUCUGCUCCUUCUCGCUGGUGGCUGGAGCAGAGCUGAAUACACCUUCUGUUCAGUCAGUGCUUGCUCUUGUGUAGGUGUCGUCUUCUGCCCUGUCUGUGUGACUUUGGGACUGGUACCUCUGUAAACACUAGCGGGUGUUUGGACGAGAGGGCGGAAUCCUGCGGGCGUGCCCUCAGCAGUGCUGCCUCCACUCCGUGCCUGACCUCUGGUUCUCAGACUGAGCUGCUGGAUCUGCUUCUCCCCAGCUCUGAAGCCCAACACCCGGCUUUUCCACGCAGUGACACCUGCUGCUUCCUGGCUCUGGGGCCCCUGAGGAGUUUCAGACGUUUUGGUGAGCCGUGAGCCUAGGAACAACAAAGGAAGCUCAGCAUCCCUCUUCGCCCCAUGUACCUCUCUUGUGUCUUUGUCCUCAGCUUGGUGCUGGCUGGAGCCUGCCCAGGCUUGCAGCUGGCAUUCACAUGUGAAGGGAGGGACAGCAGCUGGCGUGGGGAGGACAGGACCCAGCUUCAAAGAGACAGAAACAAAACUGUGCCACCAGUGAGGGGAAGCAGUGCUAAUGAGCAGAGUGCUGCCCUCCAGGAGAGGAAGGACACGGCUUAGACACAGAGGGACAGACUUGCUGCGGUUUCAGCAGGCACAGGAUUCAGCAUUUGCUUUCAAAUAGGAUUCAUUUGAUCUUCCUCUUCUCACAGUCCUGUGGCUUUCUCCAGUAACCGAGUGCUGUGGCUGCUGCAGCGAAGGUGUGAAAUGGGCUUGUGAGGAGCUGUCUGGGAGAGAAGAACCCUCACAGUGAGAAAGCCUGAGAACCACCAGCCUUCCUGGUUGAGAAGGUCUUCUGGCAUGCUGUGAAAGUCCCACCAGAACACAGACUGGUUGUCACUGCAGCCUUCCAGACAGGGCAACGUGAAUGGUGUUGCUCUGUUGGGGUUGUGCUUCGUUCCCCAGUCAGCAUGUGUGCCUCACGAGCCCUGCAAGCCCUCCUGUGGGGCUCAGCCAUGUACUGUUCUACUGUAAAUCAGCGUUAGUUUCGUGCAGUGGUUCCCAGCCAGGAGCUGCAGUGAUGUCCUACUCUACUUACCCCAAGUAUUUGCUAGAUGAUCCUCUUCUUUUUCCUUCCCCUUAUUUCCAGUGGGCUGGGCAGUAUCACAGCCCUUGGGCUUGCACACUGCUCUUCCUCAGAAACAAGUACCACAAAUGCUGAGUUGGGACCAAGUAAGUCAAAGGAGGCUGCAGCCUUGGUGUCAGAGCACUCCACCCUUCCAUGACAGGCUUUGCUUAGCCUCAGGUUCAGGGCUUGACCGCCCCAUUCAGGCCCCGUUUCAGCCCUUAGAACGCUUCCCAGGGAAGGGGCAUUUCAGCUGGGGCCUUGGGCAGGGCUGUCCUGUCUGUAAAGCUUCCUGCUGAACACCAGUGUCCCACAGAUGCCUCCAGAAGUCCCUGAGGGCUUCUCAGUGGCAGGUACAAACUGCACCCUCCUACACCCAGGGCUGCUUCCCCUCCACGUGGCUGGAACCGCUGUCAGCCAGGGGUGAGAAGGUAGCAGCUAACAAGGGGUAAGACAGCCUGCCCCUGGAAGGGCACGCUCCCUCCAGCUGCCUGGGAGGCUCAGAUGUACACACACAGCCCCUGUGGGAAGCAUGUCUUUAGUUUUUAAUGCAUUUUUUACUAAUAAAACCUGUACUGUGUCCGA
Messenger RNA from Colius striatus (speckled mousebird), 4935 nucleotides. It is a transcript of the gene TYRO3, whose product is annotated as TYRO3 protein tyrosine kinase. The transcript has 19 exons. Gene Ontology annotation, cellular component: signaling receptor complex. The record is from RefSeq and is a predicted model, not a curated record. Bases 421 to 3021 code for a protein of 866 amino acids. Gene Ontology annotation, molecular function: protein binding; ATP binding; transmembrane receptor protein tyrosine kinase activity. Lineage: Eukaryota; Metazoa; Chordata; Aves; Coliiformes; Coliidae. Gene Ontology annotation, biological process: protein phosphorylation; nervous system development; cell surface receptor protein tyrosine kinase signaling pathway.